AUGUCGCGGGCACAACGCACCACUCGGCCCAAAAAGUUAGGACCCAAAGUCAGCGUUCAGAUCUUUCGUGAAGAUCAAGUCGACAGUCUUAUCGAUUAUGAUUCUCAACGUGCUGCAAUAGAAACUGGUGUUGAAAAGGCUGAGGAGUCGGAAUACCAUCUUCAACAGGCCAUCAAAGCGUCUGAAAUAGCAAAGGUUGAUGCAAAAAUCAAAGAUGCAUACAUUCCCACCCCACCUACCAUCGCCAGCGAUGUUCAAUAUGAUGUCCUCUAUCCAACGGGGUUUCAACAACCCGCCACGUACAUCCGCUCCUCUGCCACAGUCGAAGAUUGUGCAGGGGUGGCGUAUUGCAUGGACGAAGAGGAUGAACUUGCCUUGAAAUUGAUCAAUGGAAGGUUACCUGCUGGCCAGGAACCUUGUACCGAAGACCAAUUUGAAGAGGUCAUGAACUUCUUCGAAGAGACCGCUCAAGCGAAACAACCGUUUGCUGUCGUUGAUAGUCCGCCCGUCCUACCUUUAGAGGAAUUGCAGGAACAGUUUGAUGACUCCACUCCCGCCUACAUUCGCACCUUUUCCAAGUACCUGUACGACCAUUGGAGUUCUCGGCGCACCGCGACUGGUAACCGUGGUCUUGCUCCGCGGCUGAAAUUCGAGACGGGUCAAGAGUCUGACGACUCCGAUCCAUAUGUGUGUUUUAGAAGACGAGAAUUGCGACAGAUUCGCAAAACUCGAAAUCGCGAUGCUCAGAGUGCCGAAAAACUGCGGAAACUCCGCCUCGAGCUGGAGACGGCACGUAGCAUGCUGUUGAUGGUCAAGCGAAGAGAACUGCUCCGUAAAGAGUGCCUCGAAUCUGAUCGUCAAGUGUUUGAACAACGCCAGGCACUGAGAGACACCAAGAGGAAGUUGGGCAUAAAAGGCGACGAAGAACUGCUCAUCAACCAAAAGAAGCAAAAGUUGCCUCCAGGCAUGACCCCGAAUCAAGCCGCCCUUGCCCAACAACUCCGUAUGCCCAUGGCUCCAGGACCUGGCAUCGAACUUCGCACAUUGGAAGACGUCACUACCGCUCGCGAACGCGAGAUCCAGAAGGAGAUCCAGAUCAAUGUCGAGAAGCAUAUCAGAUGGAAUGAAGGGUUCGUCGACAAGACAAUGGCACCACUUACCCCCGAAGCUGAAGACUAUCCAUCACCGGAUGGGUAUUUCCGACAGGCCAUGGCUGCCACAGAGUAUCUGCCGACGCCGCCAGCUAGUAUCUCGGAUGAUGAGGGGCAGUAUCCACCUGAAGGCGCCGACCUCGUGAUGAAGGAUGCGUCUCGCUCAUCGACACCUUUCCGCUAUGCCAGUCCGGCAGAUGAUGACAGUGUCGAAAAGAUGCCGUCUUUCAGACGAAGAAUAGGUCGUGGCGGCCGUAUCAUAAUUGAUCGAAAGCUUCCUCGCGUCAGACAGGAUGUUUCUGAUGACAGAUUCAAAUUCGAUUGUUCGGAUAAUGAUUCGGAUAUCGAUUCGAACAUCGACAUGACAUAUGCUCGCAUGUCACAGCGAGCAUACCUUCUCGGCAACAGUGCAGGUCAAACUGUCUCGUCUCGACGUGCCACAAUUGAAGGCGGCGGUCCUAGUCAGUCGCCGUCGGGACCACAAACACUGCCAACCCCUGCACCUUCUUGA
Molecule: messenger RNA, 1662 nt
Organism: Exophiala viscosa
Lineage: Eukaryota; Fungi; Ascomycota; Eurotiomycetes; Chaetothyriales; Herpotrichiellaceae
Product: enhancer of polycomb-like-domain-containing protein
Exons: 3
Coding region: 1-1662 (553 amino acids)
Biological process (GO): regulation of transcription by RNA polymerase II
Cellular component (GO): NuA4 histone acetyltransferase complex; piccolo histone acetyltransferase complex
Source: RefSeq, a predicted model, not a curated record